This is a messenger RNA of Paramecium sonneborni, 613 nucleotides long. The record is from the annotation of a GenBank genome assembly. NCBI's taxonomy places the organism in Eukaryota, Ciliophora, Oligohymenophorea, Peniculida, Parameciidae.
UUUUUUUCAGAUUUGUAUCCAUGAUGAACUUUCCGGAAAUUAAAAAGGAUGAAAAGUUGAUUUAACCUGCAAAUGUAUUAUAGACAAAUUAAAUCAAAAAGAGAAAACCUAUUGAUUCAGAUACAAAAACAAAUCUGAUACAUAGUGUAAUUAAAGAUCAUUUACCAAUUUAUUAAGUAUUAAUCUUUAUAUAAAUGAAUAGGCAGCCAUAAUCCAUAAAGUUAAAUAUUCAUCUGCUAAACAUAUAUUAAGAAAUUACUACAGUGACACUGCUAAUUAUUUCUCUGCUCAAAAGAAGAGAAGGAGAAAGAUUAUUUGCAGUGGAGCCACCAUCUUAAUUAAUACUAGUAGUGGAAAUAUCAUUUUAUAUUCUUCAUAAAGUUAACAAAUUCCAUAUUUAAACAAUGGUGUCAAUGCCCAAAUUAAAUCAAAAGUUCUUGAAAACCUUAGCUUAUCUAUCAAUUAAGAAUUCGAUACAGGAAUAAGCCAAAAGUUAUUUAUGUAAUAAAAUUUUGAGACCAUUAAAUAAGAUAUUAAAUCAGAAAAAUUAGAAUAAAAACUAAAAUCUCUUUUUAGAACACUUAAAAAAUAACACAAGGAAAUGGUUUCAUGA